CAACGGUGAUCACAUUGGCUUUACGAUUUGCUGAGCAUCGGGUCAACAUGUGGUUUCUCGCUUUAUUCGUCACUAUUCUCCCCUUUGCAUCACCAGCGUACUUUGACCAACAGACUGAAGACGCUCGUGAUUACCAAAGAAACUGCGCCACCCCAUUAAUGGAAGAAGUACGAUUCUGCGGUGAGCUGAGGAUAUGGCGCUACUUCUACAACAAAACAUCCAAUCGGUGCGAGAGAUUUUUCUGGGAUAACUGUCUCGACGAUGGCGUCCAUGUGACACGUAUCGAUUGCGCUAGAAAGUGCAAUCACGAUGAGCGGCCAGAGAUCUGCGCUCAGCGUCCUGCUGCUUCAUGCAAAGAAAAUCGUCGCCACUCAAAGUACCGUCCCCCAAUGGGGUAUUCUUACAAUAUCAGGACACUAGCGUGCGAGCAAUACCGAGCGUGCUGGAAUCUGGGAUAUCUGCUCAAGAAAAACUGGUUUCCUUCAAAAACGCUGUGUUUAAUGCAUUGCCGGGGCUUCACAAUGAACGGCAUCAUCACAAAUAAAGGACUUGAAGUCUAACGGAUUCAGAACACUCUCAGCUCAUCUUCAUGGACAUAACGGCGUUGAGGGCUAACCAUGAGCCAUAUGGUAACAAUAAUGUGAAAAGAAGAACGAAGUAAGCGCCUCAAUUGGUUCCCAUACCCUAAAAUAAUACCUAUAAUAUUUUAGACGAGAACUUACAUAAGCAAAAUUUAAAGAAACUAGGGAGCACCACUGUAUGUAUGAUUCUCUUAGGAAGCUCUCUGGGCGCCAAAUAGCUGAAUCAAGGUGCACCUCGAAGAACUUCGAAAAUGCGGCAUCUCGAAGUACCCUGAACACGUUCACGUGGUCAACCACCUAUAACUCGUCAGCUGAACAAGAGUUCCGCAACCUCUCGUUGCCAUCGGAGCAUCGACUCAAUAAAAAGUA
Molecule: messenger RNA, 950 nt
Organism: Rhipicephalus microplus (southern cattle tick)
Lineage: Eukaryota; Metazoa; Arthropoda; Arachnida; Ixodida; Ixodidae
Source: RefSeq, a predicted model, not a curated record